Molecule: messenger RNA, 9357 nt
Organism: Conger conger (European conger)
Lineage: Eukaryota; Metazoa; Chordata; Actinopteri; Anguilliformes; Congridae
Exons: 9
Coding region: 896-1897 (333 amino acids)
Biological process (GO): DNA integration
Molecular function (GO): nucleic acid binding
Source: RefSeq, a predicted model, not a curated record
GUGUUUAGUCACAGCAGCCCCGAUCCUGAAAUACUAUGACGUGACCAAGCCGGUCACUAUCCAGAGUGAUGCGAGCCAGAAGGGGCUUGGCUGCUGUCUCCUGCAGGGGGGUCAGCCAGUUGGGUAUGCAUCGCGAGCACUGACGCAGACAGAACAGAACUAUGCGCAAAUCGAAAAGGAGUGUUUGAGUAUAGUGUUUGCAUGCCAGAGGUUUCGCUAUUAUUUGUAUGGGCGAGGGGAGAUCGUAGCAGAAACAGACCACAAGCCACUCAUCUCAAUAUUCAAUAAGCCCCUCCUCGCAGCACCAAAACGGCUGCAGAGCAUGUUGCUCACACUCCAGGACUACAACCUAAAGGUAGUGUACAAGCCAGGGCCAGACAUGCACAUCAGUGACACAUUGAGCAGAGCCACAGCCCCAGCACAGAGAACUGAUGUGAGAUACACAAAGCACACAGUUUGUAGCCUGCAGAGGGAGCAAGAGAACAUUGAACAGAUCAAUCAGGCUGAUUAUCUGAAUGUCACAAGCCAGCGCCUGACUCAAAUCAGACAGCACACAGAGGGGGAUGAAAGUCUCCGGAUAUUGAGGGCAGUGGUGCUUCGUGGCUGGCCAGAUCGGCGGGAGGACACUCCCCUGGCGAUCAGAGAAUACUGGUCAGUCCGGGAUGAGAUCAGUGCACAAGAUGGAGUGCUCUUUAAAAGCCAGCCGGUCAUAGUUCCACGGUCAUUACGCGCAGAAAUGUUGAAACGCAUCCACGCCAGCCACUUGGGAGGAGAUGCCUGCUACAGACAGGCCAGAGACACGCUGUACUGGCCUAACAUGCCCAGUGAAGUUAAGGACUAUGUGAGCCAGUGCUCAGCGUGCAAUUAAUACUCACAUGAGCCGCAGCGAGAGACAAUGAUGUCACACACACUUCCUACGCGCCCAUGGCAGAUUCUCAGCAUGGAUUUAUUCAGACAAGCAGGCAAUAACUUUCUGCUCAUGGUUGACCAUUACUCAGACUUUUGGGAGAUAGAGCUUCUCCCAGAUCUCUCAGCGGAGACCACAGUGUUGAGGUGCAAAGCCCAAUUUGCACGGCACGGGCAGCCUGACCGGGUGAUUACAGACUGUGGUUCUCAGUUCGACUGUGAAACAUUCAGGAAGUUUGCAAGAGAAUGGGACUUCGACCAUGUCAUGUCUUCACCCAGACACCCAAAAUCGAAUGGGAAGGCUGAGUCGGCUGUGAAGAUAGUAAAAAACUUGUGCAAGAAGGCAGCCAGCGCAGGGAAUGACCCGUGGAUAGCCAUCUUACAGUGGAGGAACACGCCCACAGAGGGCAUGCUCAGCAGUCCAGCACAAAGACUGCUGUCUCGGAGGCUGAAGACUCCACUCCCAGUCGCGGACUCGCUCUUGGAGCCGAGCGUGGUCACUGGGGUUCCGGAGAAGCUGCGGGCAAAACACCAGACAGCCAAGCUCUGGUAUGACAGGUCAGCCAGAGAUCUGCCCGAGCUGUGUAUCGGCCAAGAUAUCAGGAUGAAGCCUCUGCCUGGGGACAGGACCGGCAGGUGGAGGAGAGGGGUGUGCCUGCAGCAGGUGGGCCCCAGAUCGUACUUGGUGGAUGUGGAGGGGACAUUCUACAGGCGUAAUCGGGUGGACCUGCGGCCAGCAGAGCAGGAAGCGAUCAGACACCACCCUGAGCAACACAGCAUGCAGGAUGGCAGCGCGCCUGACACAACACGACAACACGGCAGUCCCCAUGACAACACAACGCACGAGAAUGCAGACAGUGUCACGAGCGCUCAGGAAGUCAGACCGCUGAGGAGUGAGAUGCACCAGCCCGCAGGCGACCCACCGCCCACAGCAGGGCAUAGGACGACCAGUGGCAGGCUGGUGAAAGCGCCGAACAGACUAGAUUCAUAGACUGGACGUUAAUGUUUUAUUACUGUGUGGAACGGGCUGGUUAUUGGUUUAUUAUUGUUGUUGAAAAAAAAAAAAAAAAAAGGGGCGAAUUGGAUUUGAAAUUGAAUUUGCGAUUUGUGUAAUUUGUGAAUUCGAAGUAACAUUGAUAAUUUGUAAAAGGGUUACAUUCAGUUAUGAUGUAGAGUUAUCAUCUAGAAAAGGGGAGAUGUUAUAAUGGACUGGAGUGCUGAACCCCCCCGUUAGAGUUGGUAUGUUCCCAGCAGCAACCAGGAAGUGUCAGUGUGUUUAUGUCCCCGCUUGAAGUUCUAAUACAGAUUCACAACAGAUACAAGCUACCGUCUGCGGUUUCAUUAUUUACACAAACAGUUACUUUACAGCUUGCACCGCGAUCUUUGGACUUUCUUUCCGCACUUUCUGGAGUCCAAAGACAGAUUGGGUCUCGGCGUGCUCCCGAAUCAAGAUCAUCUGAUGCUGUUUGAAACUCCAAAAAAGUAGUAUUUGCGCUCACAUUUGCGCAACAAAUUUUUAUUUAUUGCAUAUUUGAUGAUGUUCCGGACCUUUGCUUCAGGCUGAAUCAUGGAAAUCAGGACUUCUACAAAGGGGUGAAAUCUGUGUGAAUACAUGGACAUCUAUCAAGCACACAGUAAAGUAUUAUAUGCUAAAUUAACUGUGAUCGAAUGCAUUUUACUUUGUACAUGUGACGGUUAGGGUUGAACUCUGUCCUUAAGGCCCUUAACCCUGCUUUGCUCCAGGGGAGGAUUGUUUCCUGCUGUAUCAACUGUAUGUGGCUCUGGAUAAGAGUGUCUGCUAAAUGCCAAUAAUUUAAUGUAAUGUUGAAGUUAAAUUAAUCCUGCUUUUUUUUUAUUGUGCACAGGAAUAUGCUUUAAAUGAAAGGAAAAUCUGAUAUGUGGUAUUUGUGGAUGUGGAUGCCUUCCAAGCAGUUAUGGGGUCUUCCCCAGCUUGCCUCCAAAAAAUCAUCAGACCCUACACCCCUGCCAGACCUCUUUGUUCAGCCUCCACAAGCCGCUUGGCGCCUCCCCCUCUCCAAACUUCCACCUCAUGCUCACGACUACUGUCUGUUCUGGCUCCACGGUGGUGGAAUGAACUCCCCGUUGAGGUCAGAACUGUAGAAUCUUUCCCCACCUUCAAGCGCAAAGUGAAGACCUCUUCAAGCAGCACCUCUCCCCGUCCCUCCCUACCUCCCUGUGAACCUUAAUUGUUGUCUUUCUGUGAUUUACGUUUUUGUGUGUUGGUAUUUUUAGUUUGGCUAGGCAAGCAGUGUUUGUCUAGUUAGGUUUGGUCACUUUUGCUUUGUUGUUUGUUUGUUUAUUUGUUCAUAAAAAAAUUAUAAAAAUAAAAAAUUCAAAUAGGCCCUGGUCCUUAUCUUUGUUGUACAGGUAGCAGUUGAAAUUGUACUUCCCUCUAGGGCCUUUCAGCACACUUAUCCCUGGUUAUGAGUAUGCACUUUGUUGUACGUCGCUCUGGAUAAGAGUGUCUGCCAAAUGCCAUUAAUGUAAUGUAAAGAAUGUAACAUUUGUCAUUUCACAGAUGCUAUAUUCUCUUGAGACUUGGAAAUGUAUUUUUGUCCCCCUAGGCAGGGCUAGAUAAAGACCCCUGUUGGACCCCCCCACCCCGCCUCUCUCUCUCUCUAAAUUAUUACUUCAAAAUAAAUGCUUAGUUUCCAUCAAUCCUGCAUGCAUAACGGUCACCCUGAUGUAGAUCCAGGCUACAGGGGACAUGAGUCUCUGGUAUUAAUGUCAAGAACCAUAUAUUCAUUUUUUUGCCAGGUCUCAGGAUGAUAUACCCAUCUUUCUGAAUGUGCUAUCAUAGCCAGAGAAAUUAAUUACUGCAGAUAGCAGAUAUACACUCAGUGAGUACUUUAUUCGGUUGACCUGUACACCAGCUUGUUAAUACAAAUAUUAAAUCAGCCAAUCAUAUGGCAGCAACUAAAUGCAGAAAAACAUGAAGACAUGGUCAAAAGGUUCAGCUGUUUUUCAGACCAAAUGUCAGAAUGGGGAAGAAAUGUGAUCUAAGUGACUUUGACUGUGGAAUGAUUGUUGGUGCCAGAAAGGGUGAUUUGAGUAUCUCAGAAACUGCUGAUCUCUUGAGUCUGCAGAGAAUGAUACAAAAAAUGUAUACCUUGUUCAUGAGAGAGGUCAGAGGAGAAUGGCCAGACUGGUCAAAGCUGAUGGGAAGGUGACAGUAACCCAAAUAACCACACAUUACAGUGGUAUGCAGAAGAGCAUCUUUGAACACACAAAGCGACAAAUCUCUUAAGUGGAUAGGUUACAGCAGCAGAAGACAUAUAAGUCUAAUGAAUAUCUAAUAAAGUGCUAACUGAGUGUAUAUUUCAAGAUAUUUUCACUGCACCAUGUUUUGUCAGCCAUGACUGCUGUAUUAUGUAAAACAAAUUUUAAAACCUUUUUUUUUUCCUGCCAGCUGAGGAGGACAUACACCCAUCUUUCUAAAUGUGCAAUCAUACCCUCAGAUACAUUCAGAUGGUAGAUGUUCAAUUGAAAGUGUCGUGUCUAGGAAACGACAGUCCAAAUCUUCAAUUUGUCGAAAAACAUCUUUGCGAGGGAAAAGACAACACCACGGCAGCAAGAUCUUCAGGAAAAUCAGACUUUAUUAGCACACAUGCAUAAAGCCGGAUCAGCUCUCCAGAACUGAACCCCGACUGUCAUUUUUACACCCAUUUUAUACACAGUUACUCCACCUACAACUCCUCCUCAAACCUCAUUCUGGCAAAUCACCCACACUGUUCUUAUCGUAACUCCUCCCAAUGCUCCUCCCACAACGUCAUUGUGGCAAAUUGCCAACGGUCCUUAUGCUCUGCCAACUCUGUACAAAGUUCAGGACUCCCCCUGUCCUCACUUCACCCCGCACCUGCUCUUGGCAAACUACCAGACCUCAUAAAGUUCUGGAUGCCCCCCCUCUAACACACACAUCAUCCAUACAUGUCACUCUGUAUCUUUCGCUUUUAUAAGACGAACUAAGCAGCAGUAAUCAUUGAAAAUAUACAGACAAACUAAACAUUUCAUUAAUAUUCACUUCUAAUAUACUUCUCUAAUAUACAGACAUACUAAACAUUUGAUUAAUUAUUCUCUUCUAAGGGAGUAAAUGUACGUUUCAUUCUUUGCAUUCUUUGCUCUCAUUUCAACAGUUUUCACUGGUUUCUUGCUUCUAAGCUCAGCUAUAAUUAAUGUUCUAGGUCAAAUAGAUACACUCCUGGCAUAAAACAUUGAGAGUCCCGGAGAAAUCAGCUGUAAAGAUAUCUCGCUUUGCCCGUGUCCUUGACAGUUUGAGACGCCCCCCCCCCCCCCCCCAGCUGGCUGCUGUGUAAUUCUAGCACAAUUUAGCAGUUCAUCAGUUUGAAACUAUACAAGGUACAUAUCUUACUUUAAUACAGAUAUAUUGAUAAACUUUAAGCACACAUCGUCGAGAGUUUUGGAGGAACCAGCCUGCUCACUAAGGUGGAGUCAGAUUUUUACUUGUGAUUGUUUAUCGUGCUUUUAGGAGGGAGAUCUUUUGUUCUGUGAAUUUUCCCCUACAAAAGCAGAAAUAACUAAAUUGUUUUUGAGUUUUAUUUGUAAUAUUGUAUGUGCUGCAGGUAUAUCUGUUGCUCCUGUUCUGUGACCUCUCCUAUUGCUGUGGAAGUGCAGAAUAUUCCAUUAAUGGAGAGUGCUGUCCGAUGUGCUCACCUGGGGAGCAUGUUUAUAAGCACUGCACAGAAUACACAAGCACCUCCUGUAUACCAUGCACUGCCGGAUCAUUCAUGGCGGUGCCAAAUGGUCUUCUUCAUUGUAUCACUUGUACAGUCUGUGACCCAGGUGAGAAAUGAUUCUGUUUCUAUAUUCUGUUUUUACUUGAUGGGUGACAGGUUGGUAGUGUGAUAAAAAGGGUCUUUAUUCUCCGUUCAGGUCUUGGUUUAAAGACAGACAGGGAGUGCAGUCCCACCUCUGAUGCAGUGUGUGGGCCUCUGGAUCAGCACUACUGCAUUGAGACAGAUCAUAAGAAGGGCUGCAGAUUAGCACAGAGACACAGUAUCUGCAGGCCUGGGACAUUCAUCAGACGCAAUGCGAUUUGGCAGAUCAUCCAGAGCAACGUACAAUAAAGUGCAGAUCAGAACCAUGGACAAGUGCAUUAAAGACCCAAGAGGAAAGUACAGUUCCAAGUCCUAGAGUGAUCACUUAGAUUAAACUUGAACCCUUGAAAAGUACAUCAACCUUCAAAGUAGCAUACCAUGGUUGGCAGCUAGAAUACCCUGAAUACUAAAAUAUAUUAUACAUGAGUGCAAUUAUAACCUAUAGCAUACAUGUGGCGGAUUACUGCUUAUUUUAUUCAUUGCUAUAAAGUAAUUAAAACAGCAAAUACAUAAAAACAUUUUGGAAUGUUUCCUAUGAUUCCUUCCAUAUGCCUUUCAUCAAAUCAGUUCAGCUCCAUGCAUGUCUUUUGAGUAAAUAUUUUAGGCACGUGUCACCCUCCCAGACAGCUAGCUCAUAGGCCAAGUAUAGAGAAAUAUAUAUAUCUAUCUUUUAAAAAAAACAGAUUAAACGGUUGAAACAGAUUGUCCUGUACCCUGCGCAGUGUAGAUUGGUGCAUUGUUUACCCCAUCUUCUGUCGGGGUAUGGUGUAGUUCCUCUCAUUUCUGAGCAUUUAGCAGAGGCCACUCGCUGCACGAUCUGCUUCUGUUAAUGCAGGUUGGGCUUUGUGCAUGUUAAUGCUCAGUUUAAAUGUGCGUUGUGUGGGAAAUGUUCUUCUUUUGUUUAUAGCCUUUUCUGUUUUGCAAAAUUAGCUCACUUAACUGCACAGUCUACUUUUCUGAAAACGUCUUUAGAAGAUUUUAAAUGUCUUAACAUGCCUUCCAAUAUUUACUUGCACAGGAACACCAUUGACCAAUACUGAUUGCGAAGAAUGUCAUGACAAAACGUUUUCAAAUAAAUCUUCUUUGCCAUUCUGCAAACCACACACAGAUUGCCAAUCCUUGGGACUUCAGGAAAUUACAGCUGGAACAAACACAUCAGACCGUGUAUGUCGACCAAGAAAUUAUCCUCGUUCCAGAGUUGCUGCGCUUGUGCCUGUGGUGCUUGUAGUAGUGCUGUCACCUGUCAUAGGAAUUUUCAUUUCAAAACAGGAAAGGGAAAGCAGAGAAAACAAAAUGGAGGGAUAGAACAGCCACAGGAUGAAGGUAAGGGAAUGCACAUCAUUGUGGGGGCGAUCACAAUGCUGAUAUGAAUACCAUUAGAUGGGCUGUGUGUAGCCUGGACUGCAUCUGUUAGUCUGCAUCUGUUCGUCUGUUCUGCCAGGUUAGAGCCAUUCUGUUCAUUUACAUUAUAAUGAGGGGUAGUUUCAGUUAAUGUAUUAUCUUGUCAAUUAAUCACCACUGUAAAGACAAACCAAAAACUGGAACAAAGCAAAAGCACAUCAGUGAAUGUGGACCAAGAUAUGUUCAUGUUCUCAUAGUUACUGUGGCUGUACUGCUUGUAUUAGAAGUAUCAGUUGUGACUUUAAGAACCAUUCUCAUUUGAAGUAAUUUACCAUUCUAUCUGAUGAGAUGUUAUAGUUUAAAGUUGACAGUUAUCUAUAUUCUGUGAACAGAAAUCCGCAUAUUUACACAAGAGAUAUGAGUGGUAAGCAUACUAGAUUUUAAAGAAUUAAACAAGGACAUAAAAAAAAGUAAAGUAAUGUUACAUGCUAAAGUUAUUCUGAAAGAACAUGGUAUGUGGGAAACCUUUCACAUUAUGUGCCUACAUAAAUACAUUUCAAGUGCAGAAUUGGCUUAAUGCUAUAAUCUUAAUCUAAAUAAUUCUGGUGUCACUCCUGGUGUUGAUGAAUUUGAUACUUUUACGGUUAAUCCACUUUUCUAGGAAACAGAAAGAAAAGACCUGUUAAACCAGCCGCAGGAUGAAGGACAGCCAGUUCAUUCCAGCAUGCAGGCGAGAGGCAGGAAUGCAUCCUGGACAGGUUACCAGUCCAUUGCAGAGGACGCUAACAUUCACGCCUCCGCUGAUUCCUUGGACAUGGAGGAAACAUCGAAACCUACUCCAGAAAGAAAGAUUUCAGCUGGGAUUUGAACCUAUGACCUUCUUGCUGUGCCGUCUGCAAUCCAUAACAUACAAUCAGCAGUUGAGCUCUUAACUCCAGCAAAACAGAAUGUUAUACUGAACAUGACCAACCAGUUGACAAAGAUGCUUUCAAGGCAAUUUUUUUGUCACUUGAUGCCGCCUUACUAGCUGGAGGAGAAGCAAUUGACACAAUUGCUAGUCAAUGGAAUCAUUACACCUGCAUGACCUGAAAGAGACAAUCUUGUAGCAGUCAGAGAUAAAAAAGUGUAGGAUAAAUAAAUAUACAAUCCUGGCCUUGUGAUGCUGGGUAUGAGUGAAAGGUCAUAAAAUCAGACUUCUUCACAUCCUACUAAAUUGGUGUUGAACUCCAAAAGACGAAGCUGACUGUGCUCAGAACAGUGAUGAAAAAUCAGCCAGAACUCCCCAAAGAGCUUCUGAAUACACAGGUCAGAGCUGUGAAUUCCUCCAAAUAUGCAUUCUCUGAAAGUACCAUUAUCCUGGUCCUUGUUUUGAGCACAAUAAAUAAAGAUGCAUCUCUGAGCACAAGACUGGAUAAAAAGGUGCAAAUCAUCUUGAACUACAGCUAAGCAAAGGAGAGGUUGACAUCCAUGAUUAGGCACCCAAAUUGACUUAUUUUAAGUGCUUGUGACUGCUACACAGAACCGAUUAAACCUGAAAGCAUUACGAGUUCAUGCCUUUGUUUCUCAGUUAAAUUUACUGAUGUUUCGCAGUUGUUUUUUGUUGCAUCUUUGCUGUUAUUGAAAUAAUUUGGUAUUUUGACUCCUUCCAAUUGUACCUCAAUAAGUUUUCUCCAACUCACCACCAGCAUGUCGGACAGAGACACUCAGUGAAAAGUUGUGUGGCAGGCACAUGUUUCAGAGGAGAAACGCCAGCAGCAGGUUCUGUAUAUGACGAUGAACAUGCAGAACAAGCAGCAGCAGAAUAUGCACAUAGCUUCUUCUUUAUUUUUUACUAUUUUACAGAGAAUCACAAAGGAAAGCACUCUCAAAUGCAUAUGAGAAUUGUGCACAAACUACUCAUCUACUUGUGUGAUGAGAGGUUUUAUUAUUUGGCAGCAGGAAGUAGUCAGAACUGUCACAACUGCAGCACUGCUUUUUUUGGUCAAAUUUAGAACUACAUGAAAAAUGUAUCAUUUAUAAAACUAUCAUUCACAUGAUCAAAUAUUUAUAUUUUAUAUGUAAAUAUGUAUAGUGUAUAUGUAACAUUUAUACUGAGUACUAAAUGUAAUUAAUAUUAUUUUUUCUUUGAUACAUAUCUUGUAUCAAAUAGACGGUCUCAGAGGUUCACCACUGACAAUAACUAAUCUGGGCCCUGCUGGUUAUAUUUGGUUUUGAAUUUUAAAUGAAAAAAAUAAAUCAAAAAAUGUAUUCCCAA